AUGAAACGCGAUUCUAACGAUAAAAAUCAUCUUGGCUUAAAAGUUGAAGGUGAUUUGGGCGACUUACAAAUUAUCAAGGAAGUUAGUGACGAUGAUUGCGAGUCGUGUGAUGAAGAAAAAUUUUCAAGGGCAGUUAGUAACUUACCUAAUCCUGCCGUGGAUUCCAUAGUAAAGCCUUCAACUGUAUCAGUAUUUGGUACUGUUGAAGUAACGAACUCUGAAAAUGUCCAGUUUGGAAACAACACUUAUUUUUAUGGCCCUGUCACAGUCAUCCAAGCUAAAACUGGAACAGAGAAUGCUUCCUAUACUAAGACAGAGGAAGAAAAUGUGCCAAGUAAUCAAUUUCAGCCAUCAACUAAAUUUGAUGCUCCAAUAAAAAAACAAGAAAUGUUAACAUGGCACAAGUGGAGCUUCUUUGCACUUGGUGUUGCUGUGAUCGGAGGUAUUUGUGCACUCAUAAUAGUAUUGAGAACUAAGACUGAAGAGAGUUAUAGUUCAUCACCUGCGUCAAGUUCGACAAAAAUCUUGAACACAACAGUGGUGAGGUUGCAUUGUAACAGUUACACAGUCUUCAUCAUAACUAGCAUUUUGUUACCAAUAAUACUAUUGUUAAUGUUUUUCUAUUCAUUACUAACAAAGGUGGUUACUAAUGUUGAAAGCAUUGAGCAUAAUACAAAAAGAAUUAGAACAAAUGAGACCAUUGAAGCACAUGAUAUGUGCACGUAUGAUACUGCUAAAGCGGACCCACUGCUGAUAGCGCCGGACCAUCUUAGGAUAGUUUCCCGCACGGAUUGGCUCGCUCAACCAGUCGAAGCCGUACUGGAUAAGAUUGUGCAACCCGUACCUUGGGUGAUCAUAACCCACACUGCCACUGAAAGCUGUAGCACUCAGAGUCAGUGUGUUCUACGAGUGCGCCUGAUACAAACAUACCACAUAGAAUCUAGGGGGUGGUACGAUAUUGGGUACAAUUUUCUGGUCGGUGGCGACGGUUCCGUUUACUACGGCCGCGGCUGGGAUUAUAUUGGGGCUCAUACCAAAGGCUACAACAAGUACAGCAUAGCAAUAGCGUUUAUUGGAACCUUUAAUAAUGAAGAACCACCGAAACAGCAAGUUGAUGCUUGUAAAAAAAUAAUUGAACAAGGCGUUACAUUAGGCAAGCUUAAGAAAGACUAUAAACUAUUCGCCCAUAGACAUCUCAUGUCUACUUUGAGUCCAGGCGACAAAUUAUUCAAUAUAAUAAAGGAUUGGCCGCACUUCGUCAAAAAUAUUACGAAUGUUGAUGACCUCAUUCCAAAAGGCUAUUGA
This is a messenger RNA of Parnassius apollo (apollo), 1305 nucleotides long. The record is from the annotation of a GenBank genome assembly. NCBI's taxonomy places the organism in Eukaryota, Metazoa, Arthropoda, Insecta, Lepidoptera, Papilionidae.